UCUCCCUCGUUUUCACACCUUAAAAGCCAAACAGUAUCACUCUGCUUCUUCUCUCUCUUCUCUCUCUUUCUACUUCUCUCUCCUCUUUCUCUCUCUAGAGCAGCAAAGAGUAAGAGGUACGCAACGACAAAAAGAGUGAUGGAAGAGAAUUAGCAAUCGUUGUAGAAGGAGAUAGAUGGUGAGAUGGCUAAGAGAGAGGUGAAGAAGACAGAGAAUCCCAACCAAGAAGCUUCAAUCUUUCCUGAUCAGUUGUUACCCACACCUGCAACCACAAGUUUCCCUUUAUCAUCUAGAAGCAUCUUUGAUAUGUACUGUGAAAGCGAGAAAGGAGGAGGAGGAGGAGUCUCCAUGGGUUUCAUGGACUUACUGGGUAUCCAAGAUCUUAAUCCUUCUAUAUUUGAUUUGCUUCAACAGUACCAACAACCACCACCGAUGAUGCCACCACUCUCACCACCACCACCACUACCACCGGCAUCACCACAUCCUACCACCACAACCACCUCUUCCUCUCUACCUCCACCCACAGAAUCCUCAGAGGUUUUGAAUUUGCCCACUUCCCCCAACUCCUCUUCGAUUUCUUCGUCAUCUGCUGAAGCCGCAAAUGAUGAACAGACCAAACCAGUGGACCAGGAAGAUCAGGAAAAACCCAAGAAGCAGUUGAAACCCAAAAAGAAGAAUCAGAAACGGCAGAGAGAACCGAGAUUUGCUUUCAUGACGAAAAGCGAGGUUGAUCAUCUGGAAGAUGGGUACAGAUGGAGAAAGUACGGACAAAAAGCUGUGAAAAAUAGCCCUUUUCCCAGGAGCUAUUAUCGUUGCACCAGUGCGGCAUGUGGUGUGAAGAAAAGAGUAGAGAGAUCAUCAGAUGAUCCCUCCAUUGUGGUAACUACGUAUGAAGGCCAACACACACAUCCAUGUCCCGUCAUGCCUCGUGGAAGCUCUGUUGGAAUGUGUCAAGACGCCGGAAGUUUUAGUGGUGGCGCAGCCAAUUUUGGUUUGCCUAUGCAGAUCAAUAAUCAGGGUCGCUUCCAGCAAGCCCAAUACUACCAUAGCUCACCAUUUUCAUUUAGUUUUAACGGCACUGCUACUGCUACUACAACCAGUAUUCCAUUGGCUCCUCUUGUACAGGAGAGACGUUUUUGCACUUCAACACCUUCUUUGCUCAGAGACCAUGGACUUCUUCAAGAUAUUGUUCCUUCUGAUAUGAAAAAGGAGGUGUAGUUAUAUAUAUAUAUAUAUAUAUAUUAUUCUUAGAACAAGAAAUAUAAUCCCCAUUAUCUUCAUAUACUACUACUACUAGUAUGUAGAUCUUUACUACUGACUUACCCCAGAACAUAUAUGUUUUCCAAUUCCAUCCUUGUCCUUAGUUUAUGAUCCAGUUACCCAAUGAGGCACUUUGCCCUGAUUGGCUUCUUUGUAUUAUUCUUUGUAUCUAGAGAUUCAUAGGGUUUAUGUGGUUCUUCCAUCCUUUGUUUUGAUUUUGGAGUUUGAAGCUUGAAGGAAUGUCCAUUGACUUUGUUAUGGAGAGAGAGAGAGAGAGAGAGAGAGAGAGAGAGAGAGAGAGAGAUUAGGGUUAGUGAUUUCUGUGGGGAAUCUAUACUUCUUCCUCCUUGGGACCCAUUAAUGGGAAAUUGAGAAAUCUAGAAAUGACAGGGAGGUGCAGUGGGAACAAGAAGAUGAGAACUUUCAUGGAGGAACUAUUUGAUCAUCUCAGUAGAAUUGAAGUACUAUUAAUGGAUUUUCUUUAUUCCUUUUAUUGUGUAAUAUUAUGUAAAUCUCUUCUCAUAACCGUCUUUGAUACCUGUUGAUAUGUUUGAAUGUAGUGAUGGAGGAGGAAAUAUGUGUGGGUGUGAAGUUCUCAAUUUAUAAGGGAUGGGGUGGCUGGGAGAGGUUUAUUGGGAUAGUGGUGGAGAUAUGGACUCUUUCUCUUUAUGCUGAGUUGAUGAUGAAAUUAAUGGUUUUUAUAGCUAUGGGGAAUGCAAUUAAUGUUCUUUUACCAUGUA
Molecule: messenger RNA, 2000 nt
Organism: Macadamia integrifolia
Lineage: Eukaryota; Viridiplantae; Streptophyta; Magnoliopsida; Proteales; Proteaceae
Product: probable WRKY transcription factor 48
Exons: 3
Coding region: 184-1218 (344 amino acids)
Biological process (GO): regulation of DNA-templated transcription
Molecular function (GO): DNA-binding transcription factor activity; sequence-specific DNA binding
Source: RefSeq, a predicted model, not a curated record